Molecule: messenger RNA, 3575 nt
Organism: Closterium sp. NIES-67
Lineage: Eukaryota; Viridiplantae; Streptophyta; Zygnematophyceae; Desmidiales; Closteriaceae
Source: the annotation of a GenBank genome assembly
CGCCAAUCCGCAUUUCACGGCAGUCCACCUCAUCCUCUCUCAGCUCGCAGGUAGCCAUGCACAGCCGCAACCUGCGACUGUCUCGCAUGCAGCCGCCGAUAUGGCGGCUGUCGACUUACAGACAGCACUGGCAUUCUGGCCACGCGGAGCAGCACUGUCCCGAAAUAUUUCCUGGCGAAGUGGCAGUUCUUCGCUCUUCACCUUGCGUGCACUCCUGGGUUUCCAAGGUCACUCUGACUCACUCGGAGACGACGGCCGUCUCCGAGUAAUACGUUACGCUUUCAACACCUCCUUCAAGCCACUCCUUGUUCACGCGAGACACAACUCAAAAGGGUCAACAGAAGCCUUUCAUUCAGAAGGUUUUGUCAAUUCUAAUCCGUCUUCGCUCAGUCGCUAAAUCUGGUGCUCAGGUAUCUUCAAAUCGUGAGGCUACCUACGAGCGUAGUGCGCUCACGUGAGAUUCUUACGAUUGGGAAAUGACGUCUACUUCAAGUCAUGGAGGAUUUCCUUGCGUGUAGCGGUUCGCCCUAUACCGAGUUCCUUUCUCCGCGUGGCGUGCUCACGACGCUCCGCUGCUCCCGAGGCCUCGACCGCGCGGACUCCGUCGAAGCGGCCUUCGAGAUCCCCUCAGUCACGCUGUCCGCGGUAGAAGCAUCCUCGGUGCAUCUGCAGCUUCAGAAGAACCAAGAAAGAGGCGUUGAGGAACAGUUUAUGCUUGAAUGUUUGGACGACGGCGAGCAGAUGGUGCUGGUUACCAGGAAAACGUCGCAGGUCACGACCGUGGUGAACCUAGGGAUUGACGACGACGGCCCUGAGGGUUUCACGAGCACGUCCAACGUGCUCAACGAGUCUGAUACAAGCACAUCCGUUGCAACCGCAACGGCUUUGAGCACGUCAGGUGCAGGGAGGCGAGAAUCAGCGCGAGAGGAGGAGGUUUUAGCCGACGCAUCAGAAACAAAGUCCCGCGAGAGCAGCUACGGUGCUCGCGGUGGUGGUGAUAGCGCUGAUGGCGAAUCCCAAACGAAGUUACAACCAGAUCCGCGAAGGGACUUACAAUCCGAUUCGCAAGCCUCUUCGGAGGUCACUGAACAGCGUCACUCGCGACAGGACCAGGAGCCUCUCCAGGGUUCAAUCGCAGCCGCCAGAUCUCAAGCAACGGCUGCGAUCUCGUCAUUACGUCCAGCUCUACAGGCCGUGAGGAAGAUAUGGAGGAGCGAAGAGGCCAGUGAGAGAGGAAAUGGAGCUGUGGAGCGAAGAGGGUUCCAUGGUGGGGAGGGUGGCUGGAAUGAUGAGGUUGGAGUUAGGGGAGAUGAGGGGGAUGGAGAUGAGGCGUUGGAGGGAGGCGAUGUGGUUCUGAAGCCCAUGAGUGCAGCCAUGAGUAACACGGUGUACGAAUGCGUGUGGCUGCCUCACAGGCAGAGCAGGAUGAUUGAGAUCGAGAAAGACGAGAAGGAUAAGAAGAAAGAAAACGAGAAGGAGAAGGAUUAUUUAGGCGAGAAGAGGGUGUUGGUGCGGCUGUACGGCCCGGCAGCAUCGAUGCUGCUCAAGAGGGAGCACGAGGAGGCAGUCACCCGAGCCAUGUCGGACCUAGGCUUGGGACCGAAGCUGCUGGCCUCGUUCGGCACUGGCAGGGUGGAGCAGUUUCUCCAAGCCAAGCCGUUGACAGCAACGGACAUGAGGCGGCCAGAGACAUCCCAGCAGAUUGCACAGUGCAUGAGGCGCUUCCAUGCGCUGAAGCUUCCUGGAAGCACACCUGAGGAUAUGGUUUCGUGCCUGUGGUCGCGCCUUCGUCGCUGGCUCUCUCUGGCGCAGCUGCUGCACCCGUGGGGGGUGCACGGGGCCAAUCCUCGGCAGCUGGGGGAGAAGAUUCAAAGGCUGGAGGAAGAAGCCGAGCGAAGAUGGGGGGAGAGAGGAGGGGAGGGAGAGGGAGGGGAGGAGAAGGGGUGUGGGCGGUGGUUGGGGCUGUGUCACAUGGAUGUGCAGCAUGGGAACAUUCUGAGGGAGAACGACACGGGGAGAAUCGUACUCAUUUAAGCAAUUUUGUUCACAUGGUAUGGUGCCUGUGUGGAAGGAAUCCGUCCCUUCCAUAUUCCUAUCCUCAACUUUCCGCACCUUCCGAUCGUACCAUCCCCCCUGGCAGCAUCCCACCCAGGGCUACAAAUAUAGUGCCUUGGGGCAUUGGAGUGGUACAGUGGUUGCGCGCAUGUGGCAUUGGGCAUCACGCACCAAUUGUCUUGUCGCCUUCAUCCUCGCUUCCUAUCAGCUUCCCCUGCCUUCCCAUCCUACCAUCUCGUUUCGAGGUGACUUUUGAGUCGACUCAAAAGUCUCCUCGCUUCCUAUCAGCUUCCCCUGCCUUCCCAUCCUACCAUCUCGUUUCGAGGGGACUUUUGAGUCGACUCAAAAGUCUCCUCGCUUCCUAUCAGCUUCCCCUGCCUUCCCAUCCUACCAUCUCGUUUCGAGGUGACUUUUGAGUCGACUCAAAAGUCUCCUCGCUUCCUAUCAGCUUCCCCUGCCUUCCCAUCCUACCAUCUCGUUUCGCCCCCCCUUCCCACCCUCCCUUUCCCACCAUCCCAGAACUACGAGCACAGUGGCUGACGUACACGUGGCAUUUGACAUCUCCAACCAGUAUUGCCCUAUUUUCUCCUCGAUCCACUCACUUUCCCGCGGCCCACUCACUUUCCGGCGCUCCACUCACUUUCCCGCGGCCCACUCACUUUCCGGCACUCCACUCACUUUCUCACGCUCCACUCACUUUCCCACGCUUCACUCAUUUUCCCACGCUCCACUCACUUUCCGGCGCUCCACUCACUUUCCCACGCUCCACUCACUUUCCUGCGGCCCACUCAUCCUUCCAACCGAUCCUGUUACCUUCUCAGCAUCCCAGGACUACGGCAACAUUGGCUAUGCUCAGCUCACUUGUGUCCGUUGCAUUCUCCAUCCUUUUCUAUUCCGUCAUCCUUUCUACUCCCCCUCGCACAUCCCCAUCGCCACUAUCCCACUAUCCCAGGACUACGAGUACGGACUACGAGUACAGUGGCUAUGCCCACGUGGCGUUUGACAUGGCCAACCACUUCUGUGAGAUGGCAGCCGACUAUGACAGCCCUCAGCCUCACCUCCUGGACUACAGCAGCUGAGGACGAGCAGCGGUGGUUCAUCGACAGCUAUCUCGCCACCAGGCCUUCCCAUACCUGUCCCAACCUCUGCUUUGAUGCUGAAAGCAGCUCCAGCUACAGUGGUCUCCCCCUUACAAGCAGCCUUGAUGCCAGUGACGCGGAGGGGCUUAUGCAAGCUGUGGAUGUGUUUCUUCCAGUAUGCCAUCUGCAUUGGUUCCUCUGGGGCAUCAUUUCGGCGGCAGUCUCAGAUGCUGGUUUUGACUACAUGGCGUAUGCACAACAGCGGCUGCAUGAAUUUUGGAAGUGCAUGGGUCACUUUGAAGCUGUCUUUGCAGCUUUGUUCUGAUGGGCUCCUCAGUAGCAUAGCUGUGUGCAUGUUGACAUUGACGCAUUGUAAUGAUUGGAUGGAUGCCUAGUUGUAUUCGAAGGUAAUACAUUGGUAGAGAGUUCCUUCUUGCUGUU